Molecule: messenger RNA, 2403 nt
Organism: Fusarium coffeatum
Lineage: Eukaryota; Fungi; Ascomycota; Sordariomycetes; Hypocreales; Nectriaceae
Exons: 7
Coding region: 1-2403 (800 amino acids)
Biological process (GO): transcription by RNA polymerase II; positive regulation of mitotic recombination; nucleotide-excision repair
Cellular component (GO): nucleus
Molecular function (GO): damaged DNA binding; ATP binding; hydrolase activity, acting on acid anhydrides, in phosphorus-containing anhydrides
Source: RefSeq, a predicted model, not a curated record
AUGAAGUUCAACAUUGAGUACGGUCUCUCUCUCAUUACCUUUGGAGGGUUCAAUUACUUACACGACUUAGCGAUCUACCUGUGCUAUUUCCUUACCCUAGGAUAUAUCCAGAACAAUAUGCAAACUCUGGAUGCAGGAGGUCACUGUGUGCUAGAAAUGCCUUCGGGCACAGGCAAAACGGUGUCUCUACUGUCUCUCAUUGUCGCAUACCAGCAAUACAUGCCCGAGAAGCGAAAGUUGAUCUAUUGCUCCCGUACCAUGUCUGAGAUCGAGAAAGCUUUAGUCGAGUUGAAGUCUCUCAUGAAGUACCGUGCUGAGGAGCUUGGGUACGAAGAAGAAUUCCGUGGCCUCGGCCUGACAAGUCGAAAGAAUUUGUGCCUCCAUCCUUCUGUGAAGCGGGAAAAGAGUGGCGCCAUUGUCGAUGCCCGCUGCAGAAGCCUUACCGCCGGCUUUGUCAAGGAGAAAAAGGAACGUGGCGAAAACGUUGAUGUUUGCGUCUACCACGAUAACCUCGAUCUUCUAGAGCCUCACAAUCUCAUCCCCAACGGUGUCUGGUCUUUUGACGACAUCAUUCGAUAUGGCGAGGACCAUAAGCAGUGUCCAUAUUUCACUGCAAGGCGAAUGAUGCAAUAUUGCAAUGUUGUCAUCUUCUCUUACCAUUACCUCCUUGACCCCAAAAUUGCCGAAAGGGUGUCUAAGGAUUUUUCAAAGGACUGCAUUGUUGUAUUCGAUGAAGCUCACAACAUCGACAACGUAUGUAUCGAGUCUCUCAGUACAGACAUCACCGAAGACUCGUUGCGAAAAGCAACUCGGGGCGCCCAGAACCUGGAGAACAAGAUAUCACAGAUGCGCGACACAGAUCAGGAGCAACUUCAGAAUGAGUAUCAGAAGCUAGUACAGGGUUUACGUGAUGCUGAUGAGGCACGCCAAGAAGAUGCCUUCAUGGCAAACCCUGCGCUUCCUGAAGACUUGCUCAAGGAGGCUGUACCGGGAAACAUCAGGAGAGCAGAGCAUUUUAUUGCUUUCCUAAAACGAUUUAUCGAGUAUCUGAAAACAAGGAUGAAAGUCCGACAAGUCAUCUCUGAAACACCCCCUUCAUUCCUUGCUCACCUGAGAGAACACACCUUCAUCGAGAAGAAGCCACUGAGAUUUUGCGCUGAGCGAUUAACAUCAUUGGUUCGGACCCUCGAACUGACCAAUAUUGAGGACUAUCAACCUCUCCAAGAAGUCGCCACUUUCGCAACUUUGGUUGCUACCUACGAGAAGGGUUUCCUUCUCAUCCUGGAGCCUUUCGAAUCAGAUACUGCUGAAGUUCCAAACCCGGUUCUUCAUUUCACCUGUCUCGAUGCUGCCAUCGCUAUCAAGCCCGUGUUCGAUAGGUUCUACUCUGUCAUCAUCACCUCUGGUACCAUUUCUCCGCUAGAGAUUUAUCCCAAGAUGCUGGAUUUCUCAACAGUAAUCCAAGAGUCGUAUGCUAUGACCUUGGCUCGAAGAUCAUUUAUGCCUAUGAUUGUCACGAGAGGAAGCGACCAGGCUUCGGUAUCGACCAGUUUUCAAGUCCGAAACGAACCAAGUGUGGUCAGGAACUACGGCAAUCUGCUCACGGAAUUCGCCAAGAUCACGCCCGACGGUAUGGUUGUUUUCUUCCCCUCGUAUCUCUACAUGGAAUCGAUCAUCAGCAUGUGGCAAGGAAUGGGCGUGCUUGACGAGGUCUGGAAAUACAAGCUUAUCCUAGUGGAGACACCCGAUGCGCAAGAAACCUCGCUUGCCCUUGAAACGUACCGUACAGCGUGCUGUAAUGGCAGAGGCGCGGUGCUGCUUUGCGUCGCCCGAGGAAAGGUUUCUGAAGGAAUCGAUUUCGACCACCAAUAUGGCCGUACUGUGCUGUGUAUUGGAGUGCCGUUUCAGUACACCGAGUCACGUAUCCUUAAAGCAAGGCUUCAGUUCUUGAGAGAGACAUAUCGCAUCAAGGAAAACGAUUUCUUAUCUUUCGACGCAAUGCGGCAUGCUGCCCAGUGUCUUGGGCGAGUCCUGCGAGGGAAGGACGACUAUGGAAUUAUGGUUCUCGCCGACCGCCGUUUCCAGAAGAAGCGUACACAAUUGCCCAAGUGGAUUAACCAAGGCCUGCAAGAAUCGGACGUCAAUCUGAGUACCGAUAUGGCAGUCAGUAGCGCAAGACGGUUCCUUCGAACCAUGGCACAACCAUUUCGAGCUAAGGACCAAGAAGGUAUCAGCACAUGGGGAUACAAGGACUUGAUGGAACACAAGGAGAAGAUGGACUUGGAGAGAAUUAAAGAGCUCGAAGAGGAGGCGCAGCGACCACAGCCAGUUGCCCAACAAAACGAUUUCGAGUACGAUGAUGACGAGUUAGAUCAGGAUAUGAUGGAGAUGGACGGCUUCUAG